Molecule: messenger RNA, 2070 nt
Organism: Girardinichthys multiradiatus
Lineage: Eukaryota; Metazoa; Chordata; Actinopteri; Cyprinodontiformes; Goodeidae
Product: basic helix-loop-helix transcription factor scleraxis-like
Exons: 4
Coding region: 724-1371 (215 amino acids)
Biological process (GO): developmental process; regulation of transcription by RNA polymerase II
Molecular function (GO): RNA polymerase II transcription regulatory region sequence-specific DNA binding; protein dimerization activity; DNA-binding transcription factor activity, RNA polymerase II-specific
Source: RefSeq, a predicted model, not a curated record
CAUUUCUUGUUUUGUGGAUCAUGCCAAGCCUGUCCUCUGCCUGUCUGUUUAUUGUUUUGCUCCUGCCUCUUCUGAGAACAGCAGCCGGGGGACUCUAAGCGCUCGGAGGAGGAGGAGCGCGACAGUCAUCUUGGCCCUCCCUCGGACUAUAAGACCAGAGGCAGGCUGAAACACUCAGACCGCACGCACACGUGGAGCGAACAGGCAAAGAGGAAGAAGGAAGAGGUGGGAGACCAGCAAAAAGCAAAAGGGCAUGAAGCUGCCGGCACAUAGCAGUUCCCGCUAGUUGGGCUUUUGGAAGGGAAGCAGGUAGAAACAAAUGAUAAAGUAGAAAGUAGAGAGACACAUAGAAGGAAAGAGCAUGUUUUAAUCUUGAAAUGGUAUUUUGAGUUCUUUGUUAUUCCCAAAGGAGUAACUUAAGAAUAAACAGACUUUGUGGAUGUGAAGCUUUUUUUUUUUUUUAUAAAUCAGAAUUUAAAAAGACGGAGCUAUAAUCUCAAAGCACCUGCAACAACAGAUCUGAAGACUGAUUUUAUCUGACCUUGACCUUAAGAUCAACCUGCUGAUGUUUUAAAGGACGUUAAAAACCUAGUUCACUUUGUCGAACGCCACUAGUCAACACUUGUUGGGAGCAUCGUUUUUUGCUACCUAAUCAAACAAGAGCACACAGCCUGUUUUUAAGAACGCCCUAACAAGACUGUUCAACAACUGUCAACGUCAAAGAUGACUUUUGCCAUGCUACGCACUCCGCCUCCAGCAGGUCGCUUCUUGUACGGAGACAUUGGCCUCCUCUCUGAAGACGAUGACGAGAACUGCAGCGAGGGGUCAGGCUCCGAGGACCACACCAGCACCUCCUCAAAUUCUGCAUCCUUUCGCCUGUCAUCAUCGUCCCAGUCUGCCUUCCACAUUAAGGUGAACAGGAAGAGGAAGUUGUGUGUGGGCGGAGGGGUAAGUGUGGCUAACCUGACGGGCAUGCUGGGCCCCCCAGGUUCAUCUCCUCCUGGGGAAGUUCGCCAGAGAACUGCGGCCAACGCAAGGGAGAGAGAUCGCACGAAUUCUGUCAACACAGCAUUCACGGCGCUGCGCACGCUCAUCCCCACUGAGCCAGCCGACAGGAAACUCUCAAAGAUCGAGACGUUACGUCUGGCCAGCAGCUACAUAAGCCAUCUGGGGAAUGUGCUGCUCCUCGGCGAAGGGCUUCAUGACGGACAGCCGUGUCAUGCCCCCUCACCUCCGUUCUUCCACGUCAGCUCCUCCCCCACCCGAGGAUCCGACCAAUCGGCUCAACCCAAGCACAUUUGUACCUUCUGCCUUAGCAACCAGCGGAAAAUGAACAAAGACAGAGACAGGAAGACGAGCAUCCGAAGCUAACAUCCAGAGCACAGACCACACGGACAAAAUGUUCACAACUAAGACGAGGCUUCAUGUGAUUUUUUUUUUUCACAACCACUGCAGCUUGAAGACUAACUAGAAUUGUGAUGCAAUUUAAAGACUUUUCAAGGACUUCUGUAGCACUUCCUCUUCCUUUACAAGGAACUUUUUAAUGAUUCCUUUUUUUAUUACUUUAUACAAACUCUUUCUUUUACAGUGAGGAACCAUGAACAGUACUUUCCAUGGAUUUUCACCAGACUAUCAAGAGCAUAAAAAAAAUCUUUGAACCGUACUUCUAAAAAAAUGGCACAUGUUCACUCAAAAACCACAAAUUUGUAUUCAUGUCUUAAUAAAAUGUAAACUGAUUUUAAAAAGUAUAUUUAUGUAACAUAACAAUAUAUAAUGAAACUGUGUUAUUUAACAGACCUAUGGUAUUUUUAAUAUUGUGCAUUGUUUUAAGUACAGACUUUGGUUACUGACUCAGUUUGUAGCAUCACAGAGAACAUGCUGGAACUAUGGUCGUAAUGGUUAUUUCGAAUAUUCAUCCCUGAAAGUGGAAAAUAACUCGAACUGACCAAUAAAAUGUUUGUAAAUCUGGGAGUAAAUCAUAUUUUUCUGAGCAUACUGUAUUGUCAAAUCUUGUCCCAGUAAUUGUCAGUUCCAACCAAUAAAGCUUAUAAAGUUUCCAUUUUGAAUUUA